This is a messenger RNA of Oryzias latipes (Japanese medaka), 2703 nucleotides long. Its product is annotated as secretory carrier-associated membrane protein 1. Lineage: Eukaryota; Metazoa; Chordata; Actinopteri; Beloniformes; Adrianichthyidae. Gene Ontology annotation, cellular component: recycling endosome membrane; trans-Golgi network membrane. The record is from RefSeq and is a predicted model, not a curated record. Gene Ontology annotation, biological process: protein transport.
CUUCCGCCUGACGUAAGCCUCCUCUCCGGGCUGGCCAAUCCUCGCGCGGAUUGGAUUUCUUCACAGAGUCAUCACUUGACUCCGACCGUGUCAUCUCCGGGCUAUUUCCUCGUACCGAUUCGAUGUUUUGACGUGUCUAACUUUGACCCGAGUCACAGAUAUCCGCUCUGGGACACAGUUAACGUGCUCGACGUUAGCCGUUCCCGGUAAAGAAGAAGAAUGUCGGAUUUCGACAGCAACCCCUUCGCGGGCCCGGAGCUGAACAGCCCGUUUCAGGAUCCAUCAGUAACAAAAGUCAGACAGACCACAGCUGCAGGGUUGGAGGAGUACAAUCCCUUCACAGAUGCUAAACCAACGCCUGCGGGGACGGCCCCCAGAACCACGGGCCCUGCUGUCAGCACGCAGCCCGCCAUCAUGAAGCCGUCGGAUGAGCCGCCGGCGUACUCGCAGCCUCAGGGCCAGGAGGCGACGCGAGCAGCUGCAGAGCUGCUGAGGAGGCAGGAGGAGCUGGAGAGGAAGGCGGCAGAGCUGGACCGCCGGGAGAGAGAGAUGCAGACGCUCAGCGCCUCAGGAGGCAGGAAGAACAACUGGCCCCCCCUUCCAGAAAACCUCCCGGUGGCUCCGUGUUUCUACCACGACAUCAGCGUGGACAUCCCCGUGGAGUUCCAGAAGAUUGUCAAAAUCAUGUACUACCUCUGGAUGUUUCACACUGGGACGCUGCUGGCCAACCUCAUCGCCUGUCUGUCCUGGUUCUGUGUGGACGCGACGCAUGGAGUGGACUUCGGCCUGUCCAUCCUCUGGUUUUUGCUCUUCACGCCGUGCUCGUUCGUCUGCUGGUACAGGCCGCUGUACGGAGCGUUCAGGAGCGACAGCUCUUUUAGGUUCUUUGUUUUCUUCUUCGUGUACGUCUGCCAGUUUGGCAUCUACGUCAUCCAGUGUAUUGGGAUCAGCGGUUGGGGCGCAAGCGGCUGGAUCUCUGCACUGAUGGGUUUGAACACGAGCAUCCCUGUGGGCAUCAUCAUGAUCCUGGUGGCAGCCCUCUUCACCUCCCUGGCUGUCAUGUCUCUCAUCAUGUUUAAGAAGAUCCACGCCCUGUACCGCACCACGGGCGCCAGCUUCGAGAAGGCCCAGCAGGAGUUCGCCACAGGCGUCAUGUCCAAUAAAACCGUCCAGACGGCGGCGGCCACUGCCGCCACCACGGCCGCUCAGGGGGCUUUCAAGGAGCAGAUCUGAUUUGUUCAGGUCUUUAACACCACCCCCCCCCUCCCUUUGAAACGCAUGGACAUCCCCCCCCAGCCUCCAAGCAACACCAAGGUGGUUCCAGUUGGUCAGUUAUUUAAUUCUUUUAUUCCCAAGUUGAGCGCAAAGCCAGUGCGGGGCGCUGUGGAGACCACGCCUCCCUCCGCCGGCGUGCUCUCCUCUGUGUGUACCUGUGUGCAUGUGUGUGGCCAACCUCCUGAAUGUCUGUGUGCCUUUCCUGACGGUUUCCCCUGAGGUGCUUCUUCCUGCUUGAUAAAAUAUUUGAUUCCUGUUGAUCUCAGCGGAACUCUGCUGACCCCUAGUGGAGAGAGCCUGUAUCUCUGAAGGUAAAUGCUGUGCAUUUCAGUUUCAAUGCCUUGCUUUCUAAUCAACAUUUUCCAGAAUCAGGUCAGUAAAGGUUUGUCUUAAUUGACCUUAAGUGCUGCUCAACAUAAUUCAGAAAAAAAUCAGAGGGAUAUAAUUUAUCAAAUAUUCUCAAUCAUCAUCUUAAAGCUUGUUAAUCUUAAUUUCAGGGUGAAAUUCUGCUCAUUUAGUCUGUAAUCUCAGGCUAGAAUUGGGUUUCUAAAAAUGAUUAUUUUUUUAUUCUUAAAGGAAAGAAUUGGAUAAAAGCUUCCUCCAGAUAUUAACGCUCAGAAACUGUAUAUUUUGACAAACAAAUCCAUGUUUUUGCGUGUAUUUAUCUGCUUUUUCUAUUUAUUAAACGGCUAACAAACUGCACUUUAAAUCUGCUUUCUUUUCUGUGUCAUCGACGGCCUUUUCUUUGGUGGUUUCAUCAUAUUUCUUGACGCCUGCUGAACUCGGCUCACAACUUUUAUGGCAUAAAAUGAGAAUGUAGCUGUUAUGGAAAAUGAUCUUUCCUCGGCUAAAGAACGGCUUCUGUCGUCGGUGUUGGGGCUUCAUUCAGGACGCUCCUCGCUCGUUUUGGAAAAUGAUUUUAGAAGAACGGGACGCCUGUCUGGGGAUAAACGCUCAAUCAGUGCUGACUUUUGCUUUAUACUUCCUCAAGUUUGACCUCUGUUAAAGAGACAGACGGCGUCCUCUUGGUGUCCUCAUUUGUCUCUAAAUCCCUGGAGGGUUUUUGGCUUUUUCGGUUCUAUCUGGCUCCUUCCUUCAUGCUUUUCUGCAUUUUUUUUCCUUUAAUUUUUCCUUCCCGUCUUUUAAAGUUUGGAUCUGUACGUGCACGUCUGACCGUGCAGAACCCAGAAGUGCAGUGUGAAGUAUAAGGUACUGUAUGUGAGCCUUCUGUGCUUGAUAAUCAAGACGUUUGGUAGAAAAACACUGAAAAAAUUUGAAGGAAAUAAGAGUUCUUUGUAUAUCUUGUAUAAUUUAAAGAUUGUUUGGUUUUGUUUUUUUUUUAAAUAUGGUUCCACCUUCCGUUGCUUGUCUGUAGUUUGAGUUUUGUAUAUUUAUUGCAUUAACAGUUAAUAAAGCUCUUCUUCUGUA